AUGAGGCUGAUGCAAAGUCUGCAGCCAUCGUCCAGCUCCGGCUCCGGUUCCUCAGCUCAGCCGAAGAACGUCGAGGAGGCGAAGAAGAAGAAGUACGAGUUCUGGGAGACGCAGCCCGUUCCCAAGAUGAACGACGACGCGCCAAUUCCGCGCGAUGUGAACGAGCCGAUCGACCCGAACACCGACGUGGCGAAGGUGCGCAAGGAGCCGCUGCCCCUGCCCGAGGGCUUCAUCUGGGUCGCCAUGGACAUUGACAAGAAUGAGGAGCUUCAGGAGCUGUACACGCUGCUCUUCGAGAACUACGUCGAGGACGACGACAACAUGUUCCGCUUCAACUACAGCCGCGACUUUCUGCAGUGGGUCCUCAAGCCGCCGCACUACAACACCGCCUGGUACGUGGGCGUGCGCGUGGCGCCCAAGGCGGGCGCCACCAAGCCGGGCAAACUGCUGGGCUUCGUCUCCGCCAUUCCCUCGAAGAUUCGCGUCUACGACAAAACCAUCGCCGCCGUGGAGAUCAACUUCCUCUGCGUGCACAAGAAGCUCCGCUCGAAGCGGCUCGCCCCGGUGCUGAUCAAGGAGAUCACCCGCCGUGUCAACCUGACCGGCGUCUGGCAGGCGCUCUACACGGCGGGCGUCUUCAUUCCGAAGCCAGUGAGCACCUGCCGCUACUACCACCGCUCGCUCAACCCCAAGAAGCUGAUUGAGGUCGGUUUCAGCUCGAUGAGUCGCAACAUGAACAUGACGCGCACGCUGAAGCUCUACCGCCUCCCGGAGGCGCCCAACAAAACCUGCGGCGUGGGCGGGCAGUCGCUGCGGCGGGCGGUCAAGGGCGACCUGAAGGCGAUGUACGGCCUCUUCACCGCCCACAUGGCCAAGUUUGACCUGGUGCCGGUCUUUGAGCCGGAGGAGUUUGCCCACUGGAUCCUGCCGCGGGAGGGCGUCGUCGAGAGCUACGUUUUGGAGAAACCGAACACCUCGACGAAGAAGAAGGACAUCAUCGCCUUCUUCAGCUUCUACAUCCUCCCCUCGACGGUGAUGAACCACGCGACGCACAAGGAGGUGAAGGCCGCCUACAGCUUCUACAAUGUCACCGGUGAAGAGCACUCGGUGUCGCUGGUCGACCUGAUGGCCGACGCCCUGGUCGUCGCCAAGAAUACGGGCAUGGACGUCUUCAACGCCCUCAAUCAGAUGGAGAACGAGCAGUUCCUGAAGGAGCUCAAGUUCGGCUCCGGCGACGGCUCCCUCCACUACUACCUCUUCAACUGGAAGUGCGCCACCUUUGAGCCCAAACAGGUCGGCGUCGUACUGCAAUAG
Molecule: messenger RNA, 1314 nt
Organism: Rhagoletis zephyria (snowberry fruit fly)
Lineage: Eukaryota; Metazoa; Arthropoda; Insecta; Diptera; Tephritidae
Source: RefSeq, a predicted model, not a curated record